This is a messenger RNA of Struthio camelus australis, 4222 nucleotides long. Lineage: Eukaryota; Metazoa; Chordata; Aves; Struthioniformes; Struthionidae. The record is from RefSeq and is a predicted model, not a curated record.
CAGCCUUACUUAUGGGAUUGUUCAAGAUCUGAGAUCAAUGAAAAAACUUUUUUGCAUGCGAAAAAGGAUCGGAAUGGAUUUUGUUUAUCCAUUUUAAAAUCAUCGAGUGAGGCACUUGGUGAAUCAUCUACAGGAUUUCUUUGUUGAUGUCUGAAGAACAAAGUGCUUUUCCAACCUAUACUUUUGUAACACUAUGACUAACUGUAAAGGCAGAUCUACCAUCACCAAAACAAAUCGCAAAGUUCAUGAUAGAGAAGGUUUUGUUAACUGGACCAUAAAUCUUAAUACAAUUCAGUCUGAUAAAUUUUUGAAUCUGCUGUUGAGUAUGGUUCCUGUUGUUUACCAAAUAAACCAGGAUGAAAGACACAAAAAAGUGAAUGGUGUCUGGCAAGAUGGAUUACAGCCAGCAGGACACAAUUUUAAUGUUAGAUCUGAUCAGCACAUGGAGUACCAUCAUUUCUCGGAACCAACUUUCCAUGGUAGUAAUGGACACAGCCCAUCUAGCUGUAGCCCUAAAUACGAUGGUUUUAGCAGUUAUAAUUACUGUGAUGGAAUGGACGCUUCAGAAACAGAUGCCAUGUUGCAGGAAGAUAACUUAUCUAGUGACAGUAAUGAAGAUAUCAUUGUGGAAGGGAGCAGAAAACAACCCAAAGAAUCUAGUAGUAUUAUGGCAUUACAGAUACUUGUACCUUUCUUGCUAGCGGGAUUUGGAACCGUUUCUGCUGGCAUGGUUUUGGAUAUUGUGCAGCACUGGGAUGUGUUCAAGAACGUUACUGAAGUGUUUAUCCUAGUUCCUGCGCUUCUUGGUCUCAAGGGAAAUUUGGAAAUGACCUUGGCAUCCAGACUGUCAACUGCUGUAAAUAUUGGGAAAAUGGAUUCUCCCAUUGAGAAAUGGAACCUAAUAAUUGGCAAUUUGGCCUUAAAACAGGUUCAGGCAACAGUAGUUGGCUUCCUGGCAGCAGUGGCAGCAGUUAUAUUGGGCUGGAUUCCAGAGGGCAAAUACCGCUUUGAUCAUUCAAUCCUUUUGUGUUCUAGCAGUGUAGCAACUGCCUUCAUAGCUUCUCUUUUACAAGGAAUAAUAAUGGUUGGAGUUAUCGUUGGAUCGAAGAAGACCGGUAUUAAUCCUGACAACGUUGCCACUCCUAUAGCAGCAAGUUUUGGAGAUCUUAUCACUCUUGCUAUACUAGCAUGGAUAAGUCAGGGUCUUUACACUUGCCUUGAGACAUAUUACUAUGUAUCUCCUUUGGUUGGUGCCUUUUUUUUGGCUCUGACUCCUAUGGGGAUUGUCAUAGCUGCCAAACACCCAGCAACCAGAACUGUUCUCCAUUCAGGAUGGGAGCCUGUUAUAACUGCUAUGAUUAUAAGCAGUAUUGGUGGCCUUAUUCUGGACACAACUGUAUCAGAUCCUAAUUUGGUUGGAAUUGUUGUUUAUACUCCAGUAAUUAAUGGUAUUGGUGGUAAUUUAGUAGCUAUUCAAGCCAGCAGAAUUUCUACCUACCUCCAUUUACACAGCAUUCCCGGAGAACUGCCAGAAGAAGCAAAGGGUUGCUAUUAUCCAUGCAGAACCUAUUAUGGUACAGGCGUAAAUAACAAAUCAGCCCAAGUUCUGCUUCUUCUGGUGAUUCCUGGACACCUGAUUUUCCUGUACACUAUCCAUUUAAUGAAAAGCGGUCAUACUUCCUUAACUCCCAUCUUUAUAGCAGUGUAUUUGUUUGCAGCUCUGCUUCAGGUGUUUACUCUAUUAUGGAUUGCUGACUGGAUGGUACACCACUUCUGGAAAAAAGGAAAAGAUCCUGACAGUUUUUCUAUCCCCUAUCUUACCGCAUUGGGAGAUUUGCUUGGAACUGCCUUGCUAGCCAUGGGUUUUCAUUUCCUGUGGCUCAUAGGUGACAGAGAUGGAGAUGUUGGAGACUAAUGAUUCCAGUGGUUACAAUCGCUGACUUCUUCCGAAAUAUUGAGAAGACUGUUUGUUCCCCUUAAAGGUCCUCAAAACAAUUGUUCCAUUUGGUAUCAGUAAAUCAAGCUGACACAGAUAUGAAACAGCCUUAACGUUUUGUUUUUGUUUUUAUUUUUUAAAAGAUGGAAUAGCAGGAUAUUUGAGACCUUUACAAUAAAAACAAGGAGGAUUGCUGCUAGUUGAAAACAUCUGAGUAGACGCAACAAACAGCAGAUCAAUCUUUUGCCAAGUUUUACAUUUUAAAAAGAUCUGGUCUUUUAAAAGAGCAAUUCAUUACAUGUAGUGUGAACCAGAAAAAUCUCUAAUUCAGCAGUGAUCGUUCAGCGGUGAUGAAGAAGAUGGUAAAAAUCAGUAGCUUUACCUUGUCUUUUUCUCCCCCAAAACAAAGUGGGUAUAUAUUUUCAUCUUACCACAGAAGUGGCUGGUAGACCUGAGAUGAAUUCAGUUUUACAGACAUCAUUACCUGGCUAGUUGAUGCUGUGUUCCUAUGUUGCAAUUUUAGAGCUAUAGCUCUCUGACUGUUGCAGACGUUAUAUCAAUAGUAACUAUUAUAGUGAUUUGAACCCUGAUUGUCUAAACAUUUUGUCACAUGCUUUAUUUUAAAUAUACUAAUAUGACUAUCAGCAUUUAUAAGAUUAGACACUUGAAAAGAGUCUGUAGGAUUGUGCCCUUUUCCUUUUUACUGAAGGCGCAACCGAAUUAUUUUGCUGUUGUAAUUUAUUAGAACCAAUGCAUAGUACAGACAUAGAAUGUGAUACUGAUCUGAUCAGGAGUAAUGGAUGAAUAAUUAAAACUCCUUGUGUUGAAAAGUGUGUUUUCAUUUAGCAACUGGAAAGAUGUUUAACUAAUCAAUAUUAAUGGUGUUGUGAUGGCACUGAUAUUUGAUAUACUUAAAAGAGUAUGCCAGUAUCCCGAUUUUAGUAAAAUAUUUAGAGGAGUUGAUUCAAAUGUAGGUAUUUAUCCCUGAUUAAAAUUUGAGAUAUAAAAGAAUAUGUUGCCUUAUUAGGCACUUACAAAGUUACAUAAACUUUUAAAAUUGCGGAGUUAUCUAUGUCAUCUGUUUCUUAGCAUAACUCUCCAUUGUUGCUAACAGGAUUUCUGCUUUAAAACUCUAGGACUAGUAUGGUCCAUAGGGAAAAGAACUGCUUCUAGAUGAUUUCUCAUAUACCUCACUUUUUCAUAUAAUACAAUUGAUCAAAUGGGGACUCUGGUUGCCACUUUGAAAAAAUGUACUAAUUACUCUAUUUUAAAAACUAGUGAGAGUUCCUUACAGCCUAUGUUUUUAAAGACCACAGCAUACACCCUGAAUGCAUAAUUAUAUAAACAAUUCAGAUUUUUAAUAUUAUGAUCAAAAGUUUUAAAUUUUGAGUUUUAAAUUAGACAACUAAAUACAUAUAUCAGCAUAUGUUGUAAUCCUGUAAACAUUAGUCGUGUGAUUUUAUGUAUAUAAAUUGUCCCUUUUAAUUUAAUGAGCCUGCUCAGAUGAAUUAAGUUAAUCAUGUACAUAAGUGUUAGUGGGACUUUUGUAGGUGUUGGUCACCUUAAACUCUGUGGAAACUGAAAGUGUUUGCAAUUCUGAAAAUUAAACCAGCUAUUUCAGUGCCUACACAUGGAUUUAGAUGCCUGACUUCUAGCACCUCAUUUAAACAUUUUUAUUUAAGCUUUUUCAUACAGUUACGAUAACAUAGUUGGUGGAUGAAUCAUAUGUAUUUUGUCUUCUAUUAUGUGAGAGAAAGAGUACAUCUUUCUAAAUUUAGGUUUUCUGACUUUUCUUAGUUUGUAUUGAUGUUAUUUAAAAUAGUUUCUUCUAUGUAACAUUGUGGGAAAUACUCUUAUUAAAUUGUGUAAAACGGACUAGAUGUAACUCAGUUUUUGAUUUUUAAUUUUUUUAAAUAAUGUUUAUUUAUCUUGGGUAUAGAUGUAGAUGCACAAUUUUUAAUUCUGAUAGAACUGUAAUCUGAACGAACUAAACUGCCGUUUUAAGAGCUUUUCUCAUUGGAGUUACUGAUUUUUAAAGUCUUUUUUAAAUGAAUUGCAAGAUUCUUAAAAAUUAAAAUUUCUUGAGAUAUUUGAGUGAUUUGUGCUUAUGUGAUGCAUGAGUGCAUUAUAGUAAUUAGUCACGACAGUAUCCUUAGUGUGUUAAAUAUUUUUGCAGCAAAUAAACAUUGGUACAGCCUGCUGACAAAUUGGUGAGUGAUUAGAUUGCAGAAUUGAGGAGGAGUCAAAUGGGACAAAUUCAGUGAAGUCUGAAAAGGAGAAAUACAU